AUGAAGCGCGAGACACUUCUCAGACUUUCCCUCCUGGCACUGGUUCCACUGCUGGCCAUCGAAGCCCGCACCUUGCCUUCUAAAGACGACUCUGCCCGGGCCCUGGAAGCCAGCUCACGGAUGGGCAUGCUGUCACGGUUCGAGCCCAUAAUCUCGAACAUGGUCGUUCCUCUCCUGGUGGCCACGGGCGUCGUGAGCCUGGCGCGUAUGGUACCCUCGGUGGUAUCUCAGAUCCCCAACGUCUUCGGUUUCGCCAAGCGCCACGGGUACACCGAGCUUCCUCGCGAAGUGUACGAGCUCAUGCAGAUGCUCGACAAUGCCAACGUCAAGUACGAAGUGAAUACGAACCAGAGGUAUCCUCAGUACCAGCACCAGAACUACAAGGUGCCUGUGCAUCAACAGGCACAACGGCAGCACGGUUAACGACGCCUCAACGACAAUCCCUGGACCAGAAGGGCAUUCCUGCUCACCUCAGGAGUCUGUGCCUCCUCCGAUGGACUCUCGCUACUUCGCUGUACAUAAAGAGACACUAUUUAUUUUCGCUUCGUUAUUUAUGAUGUCCCGUGUGAAGUCCUCAAUAAAUGCAUGUUGACAAUUAA
This is a messenger RNA of Ornithodoros turicata, 599 nucleotides long. RefSeq lists its product as uncharacterized. Bases 1 to 423 code for a protein of 140 amino acids. Lineage: Eukaryota; Metazoa; Arthropoda; Arachnida; Ixodida; Argasidae. The record is from RefSeq and is a predicted model, not a curated record. The transcript has 2 exons.